Drosophila suzukii is the source of this 3224-nucleotide messenger RNA. RefSeq lists its product as uncharacterized. NCBI's taxonomy places the organism in Eukaryota, Metazoa, Arthropoda, Insecta, Diptera, Drosophilidae. The record is from RefSeq and is a predicted model, not a curated record.
AAACGGAUGCACACUGGCUGGAUGCACCGGCGCGAAGAGAAGCGAAUCGAAUCGAAUCGUAUCGUAUCGAAGCGAAGCGAGGAAAACCUGAAGCUCUUCCAUAAAGAUCGAGAUCCCUGGUUUUUGUCCCAAAACCCGAGGCCGUGCGAAUGUCUGUUUCUGUCGGUUUCGGCGGCAGAAGCUCGAAGAGCUGCUAUCUUCAUCGCUCGGUCGCGUUGGUCGUUUAAAAGUGAAAUUUACUGAAUGAAAUGAAAUGUCUUCUGGCCAGCCCCGCUGUCUGGCCGAGUGGCUUUGUGUUUGAUUAUUGAUUUGUGACAAUUGUCGGCAAGGAAAUGACUGCAAAUUAGUUGGCAAACAUUCGCAGCCCGAAAAGGAUUAACAAAAACACAGCAGAUUAUAAAGCGAUUUGCUCGCGAAAUAGUGGAGAUAUUUAUUCCUGUGCCAGUGGCCGGAAAAAGAAGAUAAGACGACAAGAAAAAAACACCGAGACCGACGAUCAACGAACCACAAGAUGAUUGGUGAACGCCACAAGAGCCGCGAUUUGGUUACGAUACUUGGCCUGUUCCACCUCCUGCAGCUCCUCCUGCUCCACGGAUCCGCCGCCGGCCAUGUGAUCGAGGUCUUGGCUCAAUCAACAACCGCAUCCAAGUCGGAGUCGCAGACUUUGGAGACGAAGACGAAUGGCAGUCAGGAUGGGGCUGGUCUAACGCCCGGUGCGACAACUGCUCAACGGCUGGAUCCGAACAACAACAACGAGUGGAGACCCCUGGGACACGGGGAUCCCCUGCAGAAGGAUCCCACCUAUGACUACAGUCCGCCGGCCCUGGAAAGGGUACGCUACUGGGCGGAGAACAACAGCACGGGUCAGAGUAAUCCGGAAGCCAGGAAGAAGGAGCUACCGCCGGAGGUCCUACGCAACAAAACCAAAAGCGAGGUGCUGCUCCUGGGCGUGGCCAGUGAACGGGUCAGGGUGCCCCACUCCCACUCCUAUCCACCAGUUGGAUUGACCCACAAUCAACAGCAUCAGCAGCAGCAGGCCAAAUAUGCCGCCAUCCGGAGGAGCUACUAUGCCCCCACCCAGCAGCAACAUGGUCCACAAACCCAACAUAUGCCACCCCAUUUCAAUGCCCAGCAGCACAUGCCACCCACCCAUUUGAUGCCACCGCCCAUGAUGAUGAUAAAGUCCAGUGGUGCCCCUCCUCAACUGGAGUACCGACAUAGUAUGAUGGCCACCGGAGCACCCACCUCCUAUAUGAGCCUCAACCAUAUGAGUUCACCGACGCCCAAAUCACCGAUGACUUCCUCGGUGAUCUACCAUCAACCAAUGGGUCACCACACCUCGUUGUCAUCCUCCACGCCCUGGUUGACCAGCAUGCCACCACAUCGCCUGAGUUACUCGGAUCCUCAUCUCCAGGAGUCCAUGCACACCUACAGCUUUUCGAGGCCCCACCACCAUCAGCAGUCGAUGAUGAGCUACUCGCCCAACUCGCUGCCAGGACUUCAGAGUGGCUCCAAAACGGGACUAAGGAAACCCUGGCUGCAUGAGCUGCUUCAGAAAGAGGUGGUGGUCACAUCUAAACCCAAGGUUAAGCCCACAAUGCCGGCUACCAAGUAUCUGAUGGGCACCAGUAAGCCACAUCAUCCACUUCCUCCUAUGGGAAUGGGCAUCAGUUCCACCCGACUACCGUUUACCUAUGCCCCGGUGACCUUUGUGCCUGGGCCACCCACCAUUGCAGUGCCCACAGUGGCCACCAGACAUGAGUUGCAACCCGAGAUCUACAUUACACCCACUCCACAAACGAGUAACACCGGCUUCAGACCCAUGUUGAUGACCAGCACAACCACUGUGGGAACCACACCUUCCACCACAACGCCCAUUUAUCACCGAACCAGCACAACAACCACGAGUAAUCGCCUGCUCAUCCCCCAGACGAGCAAUCUGGCCCAGAGACCCACAGUGGCUCCUGCUCCAAGUGAACCCACCACCGAUUCGCUUUUCUCCCAUUACAAGCAACCACCGAAACCCCUAAUGGGACCCAUGUACCUCAUUAUCGAGGGUCACUCCAAGGUCAAGACCUAUGGCCAAAACGAAUUGGAUCCACAUAGUCCCAAGAUAGUGCCGGUUAUCUCGAAGCGGGAACCUGUGGUUAGGAUAGCUGAUCCCCACGAGAAAAGGGGCACAGUGGAGUCCUAUCAGGUUAAGCAUUUGCAUACCAAAACCACGCCGAUGACAACGACAACAACAACGACUACGACGACUAGUAAACCCACUACAACCACAAGAGCUCCUCAAAAAGCUCCAGUCUACAGCACUACUAAAGCUCCGGUUAGCACUACUAAAGCUCCGGUUAGCACUACCCCAAAGAUAACUAAACCCCCCACUGUAAAAACCACUAAAGCAACAACAACCAAAGUACCCAUUAGUAGUACCACCCCUUUAGUUCCAAAACAACCCAAUUCAGAACCCCCAAGUGGUGUAAAUGAUUUGCUGAGUCUACUGGACAAUAUGUUUGCCGAUGCCCAUGAGAUUGCCUCAUCAACGGGGACACCUUUGAUGGCUAGUUCUACCACGAGCACCGUGCUUAAGCCAGUUAGCACCAAGUUGAUGCCCCAGCAACCAGAACCGAGAAUUUCCAGUAAGGCGGGGUCCAUAGACAGUGUGCUCGAAGAUGAUGAAGCCGGUGAAGAUCUAGGGUCAGCGAUUUCCACCGCGACACCACCUCGAUCAACGCGUCAGAUCUUUGACUAUGAUCAACUGCCAGAGUCACGGAUUAAAGUCGGGGUCACCACCAGCGAUAUUUUGGAAUACAAUGAUGAUGAUGAUGGGGAGGAGGAGCUGGAGGAAGAUGAUCAGACCACCGAUGGUCAAUUAGAGGAUCAGAAGAACGACGAGGAGGAUGAAUCAGAUGAAUCACACAAUUUACUCAAGCGAAUCGAUCAAUUUGUGGAUGAUGCCGACGAUGGGGAUGACGAUUUGGAGGACCUCAUCGAGGGUCUGGACGAGGACGAGAUCGACGAAAGGCGACAGCAGCAUUAGCCCAAGAUAAGCAUUUUUCUUAAACUGCGCUCUAUACCAAAUCUAUCAGAAACUUUUUCUCACGCCUAAUACGUUCUUGUACAUAAGUCAGCUUUAAUUGAAUCUGUAUUUAUUUGUUGUUAGUUCUUAGGCCUGCUGGCGUCACAAUGUGACUGCACUCUAUAACAUACAAUUUCGUUGUGUAAUU